GGAUGUCCCCAUUCCGCGCUGUAUAUUUGAACUGAUACUUUUUCGAAAAUCAAAACAUUGGUGAUUAGACGGACCUUAAUCAUAAUAUGAGUGCAUUAUUGGUGUGAGCAUGAAGCCAUAUGAACAGGCACUGUUUUGACUGUUAAAUUAAUUUUUGAUUUUGCUGGUACAAAGAGAUUAUCACUAUGUCUGGCAGAAAGAGUAGAAACUUUGAUGACAUGGAUCUCAGUUUAACUGGUUCCCAGUUCUCAGGCUUGUCGGGUCAGCAAAGACGUCCUGGUUCUGCUUCAGCAAAAUCUAAAAGACCAAGCUCAGCUUCUGGAACACGGAGUGCAACAUCUAAUUUACUGAAUGGAACAAUAGGAUCUAGCCAAGGCACAAAGUCAAAGAAAACCCACCUUCGAGCUGGAAGUCACAAUGGGCCACUUAGUACACGAAGCAACAAUAGUGAUCUAAGUGCAGGGGAUAGUGCGAGGGAUACGACGCGGUCAAGUGCAAGGGAUACAACACGAUCAAGUGUUAGGGAUACGAUAGGGUUAAGUGCAAGUAGACAAACUGCUAAGGAGGCUGCAGCAUUGAGUAUCCAAAAAUCUAAGGAUGAUUUUCUUGCUUUGUUUGAGAAUACCACACAUACACCUCCUAGGAUUAACAAACCAAAAGCUGCAACCAAGGCCAGCGUAAAUACACAUUGGCAGUCAAGCUUGUCUCCAAGAGAUCGUACAAUGAAUAGUGCCAGAAGUAUCAGUACAGUAGAUACAGAUGCCACCACAGAAAGAGAAACUACACACUCACAGAGCUUCUUUACACCCCCUAGUGCCCGUAGCACCUCCACAAUUGAUAGUGAACAUUUACGGGAAGUCAAAGCCAGGAUUCGUAGAUCAACAUCGGGGGAGUCUCUCACAACUCAGAGCUCCAUCUAUAAAACUAACUCUGUAGAGCUCUCCCCUGAAGGAGGUGCAAUUAGAAAAACUAGUUCAAAAGAAUUUCGAACAUCACAAGAGUCCUUAUCACAAUUAAGAAAUUCAAGGGAUUUACGUGUAAUGACAUCUUUGGCAAAUAAUGGAAAUCAAAAUGGAAAUAAUUUGUUGCAUACUCCAAAUAGUAAUAAUGAUGUUUUAAAUAGCCAUAGACUGUUAUCACCUAGGAAAGCACAAACAUUAAAUAGUAUUGCCAAUAAUAUGACAUCACAGGCUAUGUCACCUGGCACAAAAACCUCUCUAAGUGAUAUAGAAAAUAGCUACCAAAAUAUCAAACCAAAGACUCCAGUGAACCAAAUAACAAAAUCAUCAAAAACUAAUUCAGAAACAGUCGGUAGGAAUGUUGCGGAGGACUAUAUAAAGGUUGUUAACAUGUCAGCAAGUAAAAUACAAAAUUGGUAUCGGAGGAUUUUACGACGGAGUCGAACGGCUGAAGCUGCAAUGAAAAGACUAUUGGAUCAGAAAAGGCAGGAGAAACAAGAGCAGAGUCAGCAAGAUGAACAAAAGAAAGACUUAGAGAGACAAGUAGAACAUGAUAGGAAGAAAAAUAAGGAAGAUCGAGCAAGACAAGCCCGACAACAGGCAAUACAGGAGCUACACAAAAAGCGAGAAGGGAAACGCAUAGAAAACCAGAGGAAAGCAGAAGAGGAAUUAGUUUUUCUUCAGUCAAAUGGAAAACUAACCAAAAAUCCAUCCAACAAAAAUAAUAUCAAAAGGAAAGUUUUGAAAAAGACACGUCCCAAAAGUCGGUCAAACGAACAUUUAGAGACUGAUAGUGAAGAUGAUAUUGAAAGAUCAAGAUCACCUGCAAGGCCCAAGUCACCAAAACGUCCUGGCACAGCAAGCAGUGUAGGGAGGAAGGUUGAUGAAAUAUUUCAAGACAAUAACAUAACUCAUCGGACACUUGAUGUAGAAAAUGAUUUUGGUGUUGAAGAUGCGCCUCCUCAGACCCCUAGUAAUGCUCCAAGUAAAACAACAACCUUAGAUGAUCUUAUGAGCACACUCAAACUCCUUGAAGAGGAUGAAAAAUUUCCAACACCCCGAAUUGAAAUUGAAGAAAAGAACGAAACUAGGAAAAGUUGGUUUGCCACUGGUGCUACUUCAGAUGAAGAAAGUGCAGGGUACCUAUCCGCAGAUAAACUAGAAAAACUUAAUAAACAAAAAGUCCCAAAUUCAAAAAGCGGUUUAUUAUCUGAAGGAAAAUUGAAAAGUAUUAUGACCUUCUUAGAUGAGGUUGACACGACUGAACGUUUGGAUAACAUAGAUCAGGAGAUUAACAAGGUGAAUGAGAUGCUAGAGAGACCUGCCUUGUUGGUUCCCACCGGUGAUGAGUUGGUUCAGAUGGAACGUGCAGCUGCCCAAGCCUCAGAAGUAACCUCAACUGUUCUCAACCAACGAAUGGAACUUGAUGAGAAGAAACGGUCCAUACAGAUGCUGCAGAAAGCCCUCAACCAGCAGAGGGAGCUAACUGUACGUCAUGCCAAAGAAACUGAGAAAGAAAUGAAAAAGAGGCUAAAUGUUCAAAAAGAGGAAUAUGAGGAAACAAUAAAACGCCAUCUAGGAUUUAUAGACCAGUUAAUAGAUGACAAGAAGACACUAGGAGAGAAAUGUGAGUCCCUGGUGAAAGAAUUGAAGCAGAUUGAGAAGAAAUACUCUGAAACAAUGAAAAACAAGGAAGAAAAUCAUGGUAUUGAACUUCAGAAGAUCAAAGAAGUACAUGCAGCAGCUGAGAAACUUAGGAGAGAAAAAUGGAUAGAUGAAAAAACUAAAAAGAUUAAGGAGAUGACGGUGAAGGGUUUGGAGCCUGAGAUUCAGAGACUCAUUAGCAAACACAAGACAGAAAUCAAGAAGUUGAAGUCCAUCCAUGAGGCUGAGCUGUUAGAAGCUGAUGAGAGGGCAGGUGGAAGGUACAUCAAAAUGACGGAAGAUCUGAGGGAUCAACUCGCAGAAGAAAAAGAAGCAGCCUGCUCGAGAGAACGGGAAUUAGCUCGUAAAACCUAUGAGAAACAAAUGCAACAAGAAGAGGAAGCUUUCCAGCAACAGAGGCGCCGCCUAUACCAAGAGGUACAGGAAGAGAAAGAACGCCUAGCCCAGCAGGCCUCACGUCAGCGUGCCGAGAUUGACAAACUCCAGCGCCAGCUAGAGAACAGUCAUAGUAGUGCAGUGGAUGCAAUGAAAAGUGAAUAUGAAAAAGCUAGAGAAGAACAGGAGCGUAGACAUGAGAGUGAGACUAGAGAGUUGAAAGAGAGGCUGGCUAUCGAGAAAGAUGCAUGGGAGGAAAAUUACAAGAAGAAACAAGAAACCUGGCUCUUGCAGAAGGAGCGAGAAUUAAAAGAACAAGUUCGAAAAGAUCGUGAUAAAGAAAUUGAAAUGGUGAUCAUGAGGUUAGAAGAAGACAAUGUGUCUGCUAGAGAGGAGAGUGAGAGAGCUGCUGAAAACAGAAUUAAACGUAUACGAGACAAGUACGAGAAUGAGAUGGUUGAACUUGAGAGGUCUGAGAGGACAGCCCUGGAGAAAUAUAAUGCAAUGAAGGCACAAUUGACAGAGGUUGAGGGAGAAAACAAACGACUCGUGGUGCUUGAUAGACAAAAAGACCAGGAAAUUAGAGACAUAAGAGAGAUGUCUGAGAAGCUCCAUGGAGAGAGGGACCGAGUGGCAGACAUAAUACGCCAAGAAUUUGCUGAUAGAAUUGUCGCAACAGAAGAGGAAAAUAAACGUCUAAAGAAUGAAAUGUCUGAAAUGAAAGCUAGGCAUAGACUAGAGAAGGAGAGGGCCAAAUCUGAGGUGGAAAUAGUGCAGAAAGCCAAAGAAGAGGAGAUGGAGGAGGUGCAUAAGAGGGUUAAGCAAGCUAUAGUUAAGAAGGAAGAUGUGGUGCAACAACUCAGGCAGCAAUACCAGGCUGCUGUCAAGCGUGCAGAUCAUCUAGAAGGACUUUUAGAACAACAGAGGAAACAAUUAUUAGGAAAACGAUAGUUCAAUACCACAUGUACAUUUUAAUCUUAAUUUAUUGACAUUAAUUAUUAUUGUGAUGUUGGAACUAGUUUUCUUUGAUGCUAAGUCAUAUAAGAUGUUGUAGUAUACAAUGCCAUAAUUUACAGAUCAUUAUGUUCAGGGUAGUUUUAUAUUAUUGGUUAUAAUCUGCAUUACUUGUAUAUGGUCAGUUUAGUUAACCAUAAAGAAGUAUUCCCGACUCGCAUUAUGGAUGUUUUUUAUGAUAUUUGUAAUAACCCAAAAUGCCACUACAAUCAAGUUAUUAGUUUUGUAAAAUUGUGAAAGCCAAUGAUGUUUGCUAUGUUAAGUAUCUUUAAUGUAAAGUGUUAGCUUAUUUCAUUUCAAUAUGACAACUCAGAUUGUAUUUGUAUUGUUGCUCACUGGUAUGUCACAGCCUCUUGGUUUUCUAACAAAGCAGAGAAUGUUAAAUCAGGUGGCAUCCUCGAGACUAUUUACAAAAAGAACAGUCCACUUAAUGAAGUUAAUUGAAUUAUCUAUGGAACAUGUACCAUAUUUAGGUAAAUAAUGCUUAAAUCUGUACUGGCGCCAUGUGUGAUAUAUCUGAGCUAUAUGUAUUUUGAAGACG
This is a messenger RNA of Owenia fusiformis, 4554 nucleotides long. The record is from the annotation of a GenBank genome assembly. Lineage: Eukaryota; Metazoa; Annelida; Polychaeta; Sabellida; Oweniidae.